GUGACUGGUUGGUACAUGAUCUUUCUGGAGAAGGUAAAUUAGAAAGAAGUAGUACUAUUACUGUUACAGGAAAACAUUGGCACUCAAAUCCAUACAGAACAUGUUUUAGCUACUCUUUUCUAUAGCGACUUAACUUAAAUAUGCAUAAAAUGCCUCCAUGUCUUUCCCUUUGAAUGUGUAUUUAAUUUUAAAGUCCUUUUCUGAACUUGGUCUUUUCCUUGACUGAUCCCCUUUGCACCUGGUUUGAAAGAAUCAGUAUGCUGGUAAUUCUCCUGAACUGUGUCACUUUGGGCAUGUUCCACCCUUGUGAAGACAUGGGCUGUGACUCUCCACGCUGCAAGAUUCUCCAGAGUUUUGAUGAUUUUAUCUUUGCCUUCUUUGCGGUGGAAAUGAUAAUCAAGAUGAUUGCCUUGGGGAUUUUUGGGAAGAAGUGCUACCUGGGAGACACGUGGAAUCGUCUGGAUUUUUUUAUAGUUGUAGCUGGCAUGCUGGAAUAUUCUCUGGACUUGCAGAAUGUCAGUUUCUCGGCUGUUCGGACAGUCAGAGUACUCCGGCCUUUGAGAGCCAUUAACAGAGUUCCCAGUAUGCGCAUUCUGGUCACUCUGCUUUUGGACACACUUCCUAUGUUGGGGAAUGUCCUCCUUCUCUGUUUCUUUGUCUUCUUCAUCUUUGGUAUUGUUGGAGUCCAGCUUUGGGCAGGGCUACUUAGGAACCGCUGCUAUCUACCUGAAAACUUCAGUCUGCCUUACACUUUGGAGCUGGAAUCCUACUAUCAGACAGAGAAUGAAGAUGAAAGCCCUUUUAUCUGCUCCCAGCCUCGAGAAAACGGGAUGCGGGAUUGCCGCAGUGUUCCCAUACGGAGGGAGGAAGGCCUGGUGUGCACCCUGAACUAUUAUUCCUACAAUGACACCAGCAACACCUCUUGUGUCAACUGGAACCAAUAUUACACAAACUGUUCUGCUGGGGAUCACAACCCUUUCAAAGGAGCAAUCAAUUUUGAUAACAUUGGAUAUGCAUGGAUUGCAAUAUUUCAGGUCAUCACCCUGGAGGGCUGGGUAGAUAUCAUGUACUUCGUCAUGGAUGCUCAUUCCUUCUACAACUUCAUCUAUUUCAUUCUCCUGAUCAUUGUGGGCUCUUUCUUCAUGAUAAAUCUCUGCCUUGUGGUCAUAGCAACCCAGUUCUCGGAGACCAAGCAGCGAGAGAGCCAGCUAAUGAAGGAGCAACGGAUCCGCUACCUCUCCAAUGCAAGCACGUUGGCUAGCUUUUCAGAGCCUGGAAGCUGUUACGAUGAACUUCUCAAAUAUCUGGUCUAUGUCCUUCGGAAGACUGGCAAGCAAGUGAUGGAAACCUGUCAGACCGCAGGGGUAAAGAUGGGCUUCCUCUCCAGCCCAGGUAGCAAGAACAGUGCAGAGAGACAACCGUGCAAACAUCGUCCACGGAAAAGAUCAUCAGUGCAUCAUCUCAUUCACCAUCACCAUCAUCACCACCACCACUAUCACUUAGGCAAUGGAAGCCUACGAGCUCCACGAGCCAGUCCAGAAAUUAGUGAUGUGGAAACCAGCUCCCUUCACAACGGUGCCAAUCGGUUGAUGCUUCCCUCAGUAGUCAAUCCUUCUCACGUGGCGUCUGGGAACACGGAAUCUGUUCACAGUAUCUACCAUGCGGACUGUCAUUUUGAGCCAAUUCAUUGCCAAUCCUCUCUCUCUCAGACUGGUCUCAGUUUGCCGGGACCCGAGGUGCUUCCCAGGACUGUUGUUGGCAGCAAGGUUUACCCAACUGUACACUCAAGUAGCUCCCACGAGGUCCUCAAAGAUAAAGGUUUGGCAGAGUCCACAUUGAACCCCGGGGUUAGCACGCUGAUGAAUCUUAACAUCCCUCCUGGGCCUUAUAGUCCGAUGCAGAAGAUAUUGGAAACACAGAGCACUGGUCCCUGUCAAAGUUCCUGCAAGAUUUCCAACAAAGGGGGGAAACCUGACAAUCUUUGCAGCCCAGAAAGUUGUCCCUAUUGCACAAAAACUCUGGCUAACAAUCCAGAGCAGAAGGAUCAUGAGGCAGGAGACUCAGACAGUGAUGCAGUAUAUGAAUUCACCCAGGAUGCUCACUACAGUGAUCAACGAGACCCUCAGCGCCAGAAAGCUCGGGGAAGAAACACAUUAAAACUUCUAGCCUUUUGGAAGGUGAUUUGUGAGACAUUUCGGAAGAUUGUGGAUAGCAAAUACUUUGGCCGUGGCAUCAUGAUUGCUAUCCUGAUCAAUACACUCAGCAUGGGCAUUGAAUAUCAUGAGCAGCCAGAAGAACUCACCAAUGCACUGGAAAUCAGCAAUAUUGUGUUUACUAGCCUCUUUGCCCUAGAGAUGCUUCUGAAGCUUCUUGUGUAUGGCCCUUUUGGUUACAUCAAAAAUCCCUACAAUAUCUUUGAUGGAAUCAUUGUAGUGAUCAGUGUGUGGGAGAUAGUUGGACAGCAAGGUGGAGGCUUGUCUGUUUUAAGAACCUUCCGUCUUAUGCGAGUUCUAAAACUGGUCCGGUUUAUGCCUGCUCUUCAACGCCAGUUAGUGGUCCUCAUGAAAACCAUGGAUAAUGUGGCCACCUUCUGCAUGCUACUGAUGCUCUUCAUCUUUAUCUUCAGUAUCCUUGGGAUGCAUCUCUUCGGGUGUAAGUUUGCCUCAGAGAGAGAUGGAGACACUCUCCCUGACAGGAAGAAUUUUGAUUCUUUGCUCUGGGCCAUUGUUACUGUUUUCCAGAUACUGACCCAGGAAGACUGGAAUAAAGUCCUCUACAAUGGCAUGGCUUCUACCUCUUCCUGGGCCGCUCUCUACUUCAUUGCCCUCAUGACAUUUGGGAAUUACGUUCUCUUUAAUUUGUUGGUUGCUAUCUUGGUGGAAGGCUUUCAGACAGAGGAAAUCACCAAACGGGAAGCAGCGAGUAGGCAGUUAAGCUGUAUUCAGCUGCCUGUCGACUCGUCAGUGAAAGGCAAACUAGGAGUGAAAAAACAGGGGGAUGCUACCAAGUCUGAUUCUGAGGGGGAACUUUUUCCCCAUACUUUGGAAGAAGAGUGUGGACUUAAGAAAAAUUUUUCAAAUCCAACUUUGAUGGCUCUUUGUGACCAUCCAGAGCUAAAGAAGAGCUUGACGCCCCCACUUAUCAUUCACACAGCAGCUACACCCAUGUCCAUGCCAAAAAGUGCCAUCUAUGGAGAAGUGGCUCAGGACUAUGGUUCUCGAAGAGCUAGUGGCACCUCCAUGGAUCCUAAUACAUUUGAUCUCAAAUCCCCGGUCAGUGUCCGGAGUUCUCCACAUAGCCCAUGGAGCGCAGGAAGUAGCUGGAACAGCCGCAGGUCGAGCUGGAACAGCAUCGGGCGAGCACCUAGCUUGAAACGCCGUACGAACCAGAGCAGUGAGCAUAAAUCGCUUUUGUCAGGGAAUGGGAAGCAGAGUUCAGAGGAAGGGGAAAGCUCAGAUGAAGAGCAAUCCAGCAGGACUGGGAGCUUCAACGGCUCUAUACCUCAUCGCAUGGAGUCACUAGAAACCAAAGGCUCCUUUGACUUUCAAGAUACCCUGCAGGUGCCUUCUCUUUACCGGACCAGCAACAUCCACAGUAGCCACACCUCUGCAGCAGACUACAGUGGCAAAGCCACCUCAAGAGUCUUGAUUCAGCAGCUUCAUUUGGAUGAUCUGCUCCCAGAAUGUGAUGAUUUGGAUGAUGAAGGCAAUUUAAGUAAAAAGGAUCGCAUGAAGGCUUGGAUAAGGGCACACCUCCCUUCCUGGUGCAAGGAGAGAGAUUCCUGGUCUGUCUACAUCUUUGCUCCUCAAUCUAAAUUCCGUAUCAUAUGCAAUAAAAUCAUUUCCCACAAGAUGUUUGAUCACAUCGUCUUGGUUAUCAUUUUCCUGAACUGUAUCACCAUUGCAAUGGAGCGUCCUAAAAUUGAGCCCCACAGUGCUGAACGGAUUUUCCUCACUCUCUCCAACUAUAUUUUCACAGCAGUGUUCUUUGCAGAAAUGACCAUAAAGGUGGUGGCUCUGGGCCUGUGCUUCGGAGAGAAGGCCUACUUGCGAAGCAGUUGGAAUGUGCUGGAUGGAGUUCUGGUCCUAAUCUCUGUGGCUGACGUCCUGGUUUCAAUGGUUUCUGAUAGUGGAACGAAAAUUCUUGGAAUGCUAAGAGUUUUAAGGCUUUUGCGAACUCUUAGGCCAUUAAGGGUCAUCAGUCGAGCGCAAGGACUGAAGCUGGUUGUGGAAACCCUGAUGUCCUCCCUGAAACCCAUUGGAAACAUUGUUGUGAUUUGCUGUGCUUUUUUCAUCAUUUUUGGCAUCUUGGGAGUCCAGCUGUUCAAGGGGAAGUUUUUUGUCUGCCAAGGAGAAGACACAAGGAACAUUACCAACAAGUCAGACUGUGCAGAAGCCAGCUAUAAAUGGAUCCGGCACAAGUAUAAUUUUGAUAAUCUUGGCCAGGCUUUAAUGUCUUUGUUUGUUCUGGCGUCUAAAGACGGGUGGGUGGACAUCAUGUACGAUGGAUUGGAUGCUGUAGGAGUAGAUCAGCAGCCAGUCAUGAACUAUAACCCUUGGAUGCUCCUCUACUUUAUCUCCUUCCUGCUGAUUGUUGCCUUCUUUGUGCUCAACAUGUUUGUGGGGGUCGUGGUGGAGAAUUUCCAUAAAUGUCGUCAGCAUCAGGAAGAAGAAGAAGCCAAGAGACGAGAAGAGAAGAGGCUCAAACGCCUGGAGAAAAAGAGAAGGAAUCUAAUGCUGGAUGAUGUAAUAAUGGACAGCUCAGCCAGUGCAGUGCCAGAAGCACAGUGUAAACCGUAUUACUCUGAUUAUUCUCGCUUCCGACUUCUGAUUCACCAAAUGUGCACCACCCAUUAUCUGGAUUUAUUCAUCACAGGUGUGAUUGGGUUCAAUGUCAUCACCAUGGCCAUGGAGCAUUACCACCAGCCCAAGAUUCUCGAGGAAGCUCUGAAGAUCUGCAAUUACAUUUUCACAAUCAUCUUUGUCAUGGAAUCAGUUUUCAAGCUCAUUGCAUUUGGGUUUCGUCGGUUCUUUCAAGAUAGGUGGAAUCAAUUAGACCUAGCAAUCGUCCUAUUGUCCAUCAUGGGGAUCACGCUGGAAGAGAUUGAGGUGAAUGCAUCACUGCCCAUCAACCCUACCAUUAUCCGCAUUAUGAGGGUCCUCAGGAUUGCUCGAGUGUUAAAAUUGCUGAAGAUGGCUGUAGGGAUGAGAGCUCUUCUGGAUACAGUCAUGCAAGCACUGCCUCAGGUGGGGAAUCUAGGUCUCCUCUUCAUGUUGUUGUUUUUCAUAUUUGCAGCUCUUGGGGUGGAGCUGUUUGGGGACCUUGAAUGUGAUGACACUCAUCCCUGCGAGGGUUUAGGGAGGCAUGCAACAUUUCGCAACUUUGGAAUGGCUUUCCUCACACUCUUCCGUGUAUCCACAGGAGACAAUUGGAAUGGGAUAAUGAAGGACACUUUGCGGGACUGCGAUGAGGAAUCUACCUGUUACAACACCGUCAUCUCGCCUAUCUACUUCGUCUCUUUUGUGCUGACAGCCCAGUUUGUCCUGGUGAAUGUGGUGAUUGCUGUCCUGAUGAAGCACCUGGAGGAGAGUAACAAGGAAGCUAAAGAAGAAGCAGAACUGGAGCUGGAGUUGGAAAUGGAAAUGAAGACAAUCACACCGGGUGGGCACCCACCUUCUGAUUCUUUCAUGUGGACAAGCGGUAACACAGGAGAACGGCCUGAGAGUCCUGGAGGAUACACCAACCCCAUGCAAAUCAAAAUGAAUUCUCAGCUAUCCAUGAUUCAUCCUAUGGAAAGACACUUGUUUGAUACCAUAUCACUGCUGAUCCAAGAAUCUCUGGAAGGAGAGUUGAAGCUGAUGGACAACCUGUCAGGCUCUGUAUGCCAUCAUUAUGCCCUUCCAACUACUGACACUUACAACCCUGAGAAACAGAUCCCUCUAGCUGAGAUGGAGGCUUUGUCUCUGACGUCAGAUAUUCUCUCUGAAAAUUCCUGGUCCUUAGCUCUGACGGAUGACUCUUUACCUGAUGAUAAUAACACACUCUUACUUAAUGCCCUGGAGAGCAAUACUGAUAUUCCUUCCAUUAAUGAUGACCCCCUGAUUCUCUCAUCAAAUCAGGAUCUGCUGAGAGUAGGGAAGACUUCUGUGGGCCGCACCCAUUCUCUGCCAAAUGACAGCUAUAUGUUUCAGGCUCCAGAUACUGGCCCCCAUGAUACUUCCUCGGGAGAAAAAAACUCAACUCAUCAAAAAUCUCAGUCAGGGUCAGCUACGUCGGUGCAGUCUCAGCCUGCGAGUAUUGAUGCUGCUCUACACAUUGCCAGAAAUCGAUUCCACCCUCUCAAGCCCCAAUACAAUCUUGACUGGGAAAGCAAACCCAAAGUUGCUCCACCUGCACGUUCUCCAUGUGCAGAACGGCUACUUCGUAGACAGGUAAGCUGGGCUAGCAAGGUGGUCCUCUCAUUUAUUUUCAUUCAACGUGCAAGCUGCAGGCUUAAUCUGAUGUGAUUGCAAAAU
Messenger RNA from Crotalus tigris (Tiger rattlesnake), 6515 nucleotides. RefSeq names its product voltage-dependent T-type calcium channel subunit alpha-1G-like. The coding region runs from base 258 to 6506 and encodes 2082 amino acids. The record is from RefSeq and is a predicted model, not a curated record. Gene Ontology annotation, biological process: neuronal action potential; positive regulation of calcium ion-dependent exocytosis; calcium ion transmembrane transport. Gene Ontology annotation, molecular function: low voltage-gated calcium channel activity; voltage-gated sodium channel activity. The transcript is spliced from 37 exons. Gene Ontology annotation, cellular component: plasma membrane; voltage-gated calcium channel complex; voltage-gated sodium channel complex. NCBI's taxonomy places the organism in Eukaryota, Metazoa, Chordata, Lepidosauria, Squamata, Viperidae.